AUGCUGUUUGUCUUGUGGAUAUCUCUCGGAUUAAACUUCUUCACGUCUACACCAAGCCAGCCCUGGCUGCCUCCAAACCCAACAGAUAAAUGUUUUGCUGACUCCGAACUUGCCACAAAUCAUACAUUCAUGAAAGAUUAUGGCCAUUUCAUCAAUCUAACGACCUUUUCACAUAACGAUGUAUCCUCGAGGAUUGCAAAGUACCAACAAGAAAUGGAAGUUUUCAAUGCAAUAGAACCUCAAGGCUUCGACAAGCUCUAUUCGGUCUCUUUUCGCUGGUUUGGAGCUAUUGGCGUUCUAAUGACAAUCCUCCUUGGUGCUCUUGUGAGUUAUUUUACAGAUCAUCCUACCGCAGAUGAAGUAGACGUGAGAUAUAUAUUACCUCUUGGUGACCAACUGUUUCCAUAUCUUCCCAAAAAGGCACGCAGAUAUUUGGAUUUCGGAGUCGACUUUAGAAAAAGAAGCAGAUGGCUACAGCAACAAAACGAAGAAAUGUACCUGUCUGAAAUCCUCGAUAUCGAGAUAGACGAACUUAAAGAAAAUAAUACCAAAUGA
Molecule: messenger RNA, 555 nt
Organism: Ylistrum balloti
Lineage: Eukaryota; Metazoa; Mollusca; Bivalvia; Pectinida; Pectinidae
Exons: 4
Coding region: 1-555 (184 amino acids)
Source: RefSeq, a predicted model, not a curated record